Messenger RNA from Closterium sp. Naga37s-1, 585 nucleotides. The record is from the annotation of a GenBank genome assembly. Lineage: Eukaryota; Viridiplantae; Streptophyta; Zygnematophyceae; Desmidiales; Closteriaceae.
AUGGCACUUCUUAUUUCCAUUUCCAUUCACUGCUGCACCCUCUCCUCUCCUCUCCUCUCCUCUCCCACCCCGCUCCUCUCCCCCUUCCCUCCCACAGGCUGUGGAGCAGUACGUGAGCCGCACUCCGCUGUGGAGCAGUACGUGAGCCGCACGCCAGACGGCAACUUCUCAGGCUUCUGUGUGGAGGUGUUUCAGCGAGCCAUGGCGCUGCUGCCGUACCCAGUGGGGUUCUCCCUUGUGGCGUAUGACUUCAAGGGGAGCUCCUACGAGGACCUCAUUCGGCGCGUGGCCAACAAGGAGUAUGACGGGGCAGUGGGGGACAUCACAGUGACAGCUGACCGCGCUCAGACUGUGGACUUCACCCAGCCCUUCAUGGAGUCAGGGCUGGGUCUGGUGGUGCCGGUGCUGCAGGGCGACCCAGCCAACCCCUGGGCGUUCCUGUACCCGUUCACAGGGAGCAUGUGGGCGCUCAUGAUCGCAUCCAUAGUCUUCACCGCCGCUGUCAUCUGGUACCUCGAGCACAACCAGAACCUCGACUUCGGAGGGGGCCCGUACCACCACCAGCUCACCACCAGCCUCUGGUGA